Gorilla gorilla gorilla (western lowland gorilla) is the source of this 3028-nucleotide messenger RNA. Its product is annotated as small ribosomal subunit protein eS26-like. The transcript has a single exon. Gene Ontology annotation, biological process: translation. Gene Ontology annotation, cellular component: ribosome; cytosolic small ribosomal subunit. Bases 2600 to 2947 code for a protein of 115 amino acids. NCBI's taxonomy places the organism in Eukaryota, Metazoa, Chordata, Mammalia, Primates, Hominidae. Gene Ontology annotation, molecular function: structural constituent of ribosome; mRNA binding. The record is from RefSeq and is a predicted model, not a curated record.
CCCACGCUGGAUGCUGCUAGCCUUCUGUUUUCCCGCAACCCUCAGGUCUGGGCUUCUCUACAAGGUCUGCCAGCCCUGACAGAAACAGCUGCUACAGAUCCCAAGUGCUUUCUCUCUGCAAAGCAGGAAUACACUGGCCUACAGUGGAGACUGGAAGUGUCUGGAGGCCUUGUCUGGGGACAAGGGCCUUGCAGGCAUCAUGGAUGAAGCCACCCUCUCAGGCCCUGCCCCCGGAUGUUCUACUCUUCUAUCCCGAUCUCUCUCUUCAAUCCCUAGUCCCUGUGAUUUCAGCAGGAAAAUAUCUAGAAUUGUGUUCAAACCACAGGGUCAGGCAGAGUGAACUUGUUUUUGAGACAAAAACCUGAAGCUCUGCUCUUUGGGCUCUGAGUGAAUGUGGCUCUGCAGUGGCCGGUAGCCCGGUGUGCUACCUCUGCGAGAGAUUGGCAGUCCCAGUUCACCCCCAUCGGGGUCUAGGAUGAACCAGUCACCAGCUAAGUUCCUGGCCUCACUGCUUCCUCACGCCCUACCCUGCCUCAUGUCCACUUCCUCUCUGAAGACAGGACUCAGUUGUUCUCUGUCUUCUUUGCUUGUGAGUUGGUCCUAGCUCCCCACUCUUUUUCAGGCCAGUAGCUGCCUGGGGUGUAAGGGCUAGACUAGGGUGGUGUGUCCUGGAGCUAGAAGGGGGGUUAGAACUGGACCACACCUAAUUGUCAGCAGUAAUGGGAGGAGCUUGAGGCAGAGGAUUUAAGAGGCAGACUCUUGGGAAGAGGCUGAAAAGCAGAGUGUCUGGCCAAGAAGACAGUCCCUGAGCCAAAAAAAAAAAAAGAAGCUGCAAGGACUUUGUAGAGUAAGCAAGGAGCCUUGGGCCUGGAUGGAAGAUGUGGGCCUAUAUUGUGUGCCCGGUGCAUUGUAGGUGCUUUGUUGAAUAAAUAAAUGAAGGAAGGAAUGAACCAGGUGUAGACAUGUAAUUUAAGGUUCUCCCACACCCAAGUCAGGUAGCUUUCCUGUUCAGAAGUUUUUGGUUACCCUCUCACUCCCCACACAUCUGUUCUGUGCCAGGCCUGGACUAGGUAUGUAGGGUGGCGAGGCAAAGAGAGAGGGGAGUGGGACUCAGUCCUGCCGCUGAGGUUCUCACAAUUGAUGUGGGGAAGAUGGGCAUGGCCACACACAGCUGCAAUGCGCUGUUUCCUGACUUUUGUGAGUCUCAACUCCUGCAGACCUGCUACCUCUUUCUAUAGCCAACUUACUACCACUUCCUUUACUACCCUAAAAUGAAACUCCUAGAAAAUAUAACCCAUGCACACACAUAAUUUCACCCUGAAGACACUGCUUGAGGUCUCUGCAAAUUGAACUAGGUUAAACUUUGGACAUCAGUAUCAAUCACAUGCUAAAUGUUAUUAAUGAUAUUAUUAAUAUUAAUGUAUAUUGCUUAUUGAGAAUGUUCUGUGUUGCCAGGUACUUUCUACAUAUUGUUUUAAUCUUUGUACUAACUCCAUGAGGUAGACAAUGUUACCAUCCCCAUUUUACACACAAGGAAAGAGAGGUAAUGAAAAGUUUCCUUAGGAAAUUGCCUGAAGCCACACAGUAAAUGGCUGAGCCGGGAUUCGACCCCAAGCACUCUAGCCUCAAACCCGUACUCUUUCCAUGAUACUUUGCUCCCUCAGAAACAGCUUCUUUAGUACAGACCCUUUUCUUAGGGGCUGCCAUGCAUCAAAAUACUCUGAGACCUCCUCUUGGCCGAUGUGGUCCCUGUCCCUCUUGAGCCACACAUGUUGAUUAUUCUGGCAAAUAUUUACCCUCCAUUUUACCUGGGUUCUACUUUCCUGAGCCCUUGUUUUUCCCCCUCUCCAGGCAACUGGAAAUUCAAGUUUUAGGUAGGCUAUUUCUUAGACAGGAGUGGAGAUUCUGCAAGUACUAAAUAAACUGACCAAGCCACGAGGAAACCGGCUGAGUCCUACGUGAGAACAUGAAGGUGUGGGUUUGUUCUGCCAAAAUUUAUUGGACUCCCCUUUAUGUCAUACACUCCCUGUGUUAUAUUGGGGAUACAGAAAUAAAUGAAGCUUGGUCCCUGUCCUGAAAGCUACCAGGCUAGUUGAGAGGACGGUGGGGAGUUAUUUUCAGAGGGACAUGGCCAGUGCUGUGGUCACGGGAGAGAAGAGGAUGGAGCUGAGGAAACACAGGUCAAUGUUAAGCCCAGCAGACUAGAACCCAAGGCAGGAUUACUGGCACAGUGGGCAAAGCGAGUGCAAAUCAGGAACCUAAAGAAGUGGAAGCAGAUGUUCAGGGCCAAUAUGGCUACAGUGGAGGACAUUGUGGCUUUUUGGAUUCUUGCUUGCUUGGGGCUCACUUGAGACAACCAGAUUUAGGGCAGCUGACUGAAUCCAGAUUCCACCCAAUUUUUGGAAUUCUUCCCCCUAAUCAAGUGGCAGGGAAGGUCCUGCUCCUAAACAAGAACUUACAACCACCUCAGCAUGAGCAUCAACCAGUAUCCUUGUCAGGUGGCCCCCAUUCCUCUACAUUCCUGGAUGGUUUGGGAUCCCCCAAACUCUAAUGAUUACAUAAGAAGAGUGGCCCGCUCUCUCCGGUCCAUGCCUCCGAGAUGACAAAGAAAAGAAGGAACAACAGUCGUGCCAAAAAGGGCCGCGGCCACGUGCAGCCUAUUCACUGCACUAACUGUGCCCGAUGCGUGCCCAAGGACAAGGCCAUUAAGAAAUUCGUCAUUCGAAACAUAGUGGAGGCUGCAGCAGUCAGGGACAUUUCUGAAGCGAGCGUCUUCGAUGCCUAUGUGUUUCCCAAGCUGUAUGUGAAGCUACAUUACUGUGUGAGUUGUGCAGUUCACAGCAAAGUAGUCAGGAAUCGAUCUCGUGAAGCCCGCAAGGACCGAACACCCCCGCCCCGAUUUAGACCUGCGGGUGCUGCCCCAUGUCCCCCACCAAAGCCCAUGUAAGGAGCUGAGUUCUUAAAGACUGAAGACAGGCUAUUCUCUGGAGAAAAAUAAAAUGGAAAUUGUACUUAAAAAAAAAAAAAA